AUGAGCACUACCCAGUAUUACUCUGGUUAUUCUGGUAAGCCUCACAGACAGUUGUUAAACUUGCAAUCAAAGCUUUCACUCAGUCCCUUAAUCGACCUUGUCACAUACUUGAAGGAACACACAAACUGGUCGUACCAUGAGUUUUUAAAUAUUCACCGUGAUGUUAUCAUCAAUUCGUCAUCAUCUUCCAAUGAGUGGAAUGGUCUCGACGAAGUAUCAGCUACUGUACUGGCCCAAGUGGUGGAAGCGCUUCUAAUCAGUUACUGCCCUGAUUCAGAAGUGGCGGUGGCAGCCCUUCUAAUCAGUUACUGCCCUGAUUCAGAAGUGGUGAUGCUUCCAGUCAGUUACUGCCCUGACUCAGAAGUAUCAGCCACUGUACUGCCCAAAAGUAACAGUUGCUGCAUUGGGCUCAUCAUUGUACUGGCCCAAGUGAUGGUGGAAGCGCUUCUAAUCAGUUACUGCCCUGAUUCAGAAGUGGCGGUGGCAACCCUUCUAAUCAGUUACUGCCCUGAUUCAGAAGUGGUGGUGCUUCCAGUCAGUUACUGCCCUGACUCAGAAGUAUCAGCUACUGUGCUGGCCCAAGUGGUUGUGGCAACGCUUUUCAGUUGCUGCACUGGGCUCCUCAUUGCAACUUGCAAGUUUCUUAAUGGUCUACUGAUUUUGGAGGAAUUGAUAUGUACCUUCCUUUAUGACAAGGAAACUUGCUCGUGGGACUUCUGCAAAAAACGAAGUUACACCUAUAAAAAAGUCGAUGCGCUGAUUCAGGAAUAUCGGCGAACUCUUUAA
Ambispora gerdemannii is the source of this 786-nucleotide messenger RNA. The record is from the annotation of a GenBank genome assembly. NCBI's taxonomy places the organism in Eukaryota, Fungi, Glomeromycota, Glomeromycetes, Archaeosporales, Ambisporaceae.